Molecule: messenger RNA, 903 nt
Organism: Aureobasidium vineae
Lineage: Eukaryota; Fungi; Ascomycota; Dothideomycetes; Dothideales; Saccotheciaceae
Source: the annotation of a GenBank genome assembly
AUGACUAAAGACGAGAACAUCCCUACCAACGACACUACCGACAAGACAACCACGACUGCCGACGAUGCCAGCCAUGAAGUUAAGAUCGUCAUUGGCAACGAACAGAACACUCAUCCGACAUUGAUGGGACCUCCUGUCAUCAGAGUCAGCAAAGUCCCCGAUUCAACUCCGGUCACGGUCCAUCCCUCUCAUGAGGUCACCAGACGAAGCGAUGAAAAGUCGACAUCCGUCUCUGAGGACAUCAAACACGGCCAGGAUGAUGCGGAGCAACGCAAUCACCCUUCACGAAGCGAUUCAGAGCUCAACGAAGCCGCCUCGAUCUAUGAGGACUGCGAUAUGGAGCAUGACGAUGGAGACGGAUAUGAUUUCGACUACGAAGACGAUGAUGACGACGAGCUAUCUCUCGAAAACGAUCCUUUCUUCGGUGACGCCCAGACCAAGCCUGACCAGCCAACUGAAGAGCAACUAGAUGCCAUCAGAAAGACCAUGGAAGAAGACGAGGAAAAGGAGGCCGAAAAGGAGGCCUUGGAAGAGGCGAACAGAGAGGCUAUACAGAAGGCUUUGACAGAUGGUCUUCCUCCCGCGCUUGUCGAUAACUCUACCGGAAUCGAAGUCUAUGAACCCAUCGAGCCCCCUCAACCUCUGUUGAGCGAGCAAGUGAACAAUGCGACAGAGUUGAUACUCAGACUCAGAUCAUUCCUUGGAGGAGAAGAACUCAUGCUGGUCGUCGGAUACAUCGAGCCNCCCUUCGAGAUGAAACUCAAGUUCAUUCAGGCGGUCAACUUGGACGUGGCAGAGCUUGAGAGCCUUGCGUUCUUGUUUGGAGACUACUACAUCCAGGAUGAGGAUACUGCCUACAAGGUUUGUCUUCUUCCAUGGCACCACUGUACGCAAAGAGACUGA